Molecule: messenger RNA, 1738 nt
Organism: Hypanus sabinus (Atlantic stingray)
Lineage: Eukaryota; Metazoa; Chordata; Chondrichthyes; Myliobatiformes; Dasyatidae
Gene: chchd7
Product: coiled-coil-helix-coiled-coil-helix domain containing 7
Exons: 3
Coding region: 1442-1699 (85 amino acids)
Source: RefSeq, a predicted model, not a curated record
UGUGGGAUUAGGAAAUUAUGGGCAAAAUAAGAGUAACAAAACGAAAGAGAAAGCAAUAGAAAGGAGCAGAGAAGUGAGAAGGCAGUUGGAAAAAUAAACAGGACGGAGGGGAGGCGGGGGUCAAUUGGAGAACAACAGAGGUGAAAUAGAGGAGAGGCAGAGGGUAGAAAGAUGCUGAAGGAAGAGAGAGCUGAGAUGAAAUCCCAUAGCUGAGAGGGAGUAAGGGGACAGUGCGAGAAUAAACUGUCUAAUACACACAACAUGCUACAGGAACUCAGCAGACCAGGCAGUAUCGAUGGAGAGGAGUAAUUAGCUGUCAUUCUGAACCGAGACCCUUCAUCAGGACUGGGGAGGGUCUCCGCCUGAAACAUCGACUGUUUACUCUUUUCCAUAUCCGAGUUCCUACAGCAUUUUGUGUGUGUUACUUUGAUUUACAGCAUCUACAGAUUUUUUUCUUGUUUGUGCAUAAACAACUUGCAUAGUUUGCCAAUGAAGGGGGAAGAUAAUUUAGGAGGGGUAAUUUAGAAUUAAUUUAGAGAUAAUUUAGAUGGGGGAAGAUGAUUUAGGAGGGCAGGCAACAUAAGGGGACAGUAGGGAUGAAGAUAAUUUGAGGUGGAUGUGAGAUGAAUUGAAAAUCUAACACCAGUAAGAAGAGUGACCAAAAAAAAGGGGUCAGUAAGAGAGACUACAGUGGAGAUGAGGGUUAAAAGAGGAGGAUAUAGAAGAAGAUAAAGUGUACAUAGAGACUGGGUAGAAAGAAGAAAAGAAAAUACUGUUGGAAAAGGAAGGAUCAGGAGAAAGAGAAGAAGCAGGAUGGAAUCACUAGAGAAGAAAUUUGUACGCUACGCCCAAUCAAUCAAUUGUCUUAUGUGGUUCACAUAAAAUGCUGAAGGAACUCAGCAGGUCAGGCAGCAUCUAUGGAGGGGGCAUUUGUGGCGAGACUCUUCAUAAUGAAAUGUCCCCUCCAUAGAUGCUGUCUGACUUGCUGUUCCUCCAGUAUUUUGUGUGCAUUUACAGCAUCUGCAGAAUCUCUUGCAUUUGUGAAUUCUGUCUCAAACUUCUUUCCUAGUGCUGGUAGGAAAAGGAAUGUUGGAGGAAGAUAGGAUGAGAAAGUAAGGAAAUGUGGGCUCAGUGAAUUUGCGAGGUGUAACGUAAAUCUGUGGAGAGAGGUGAUAAAGGAAAAGAAUCCAUAAGCUAAAGACAGCAAAAUUGAAGGUGAGCAGCAAAUAAAACGGAUCGAGAAUGGAAAUGUGUUCAGAGAGGAGAAAUAAAUUGGAAAGAUGAAUGAAACUGGGGAGGCUGGGGGAGAAAUAUUUUUCGUAAAGUUUGCAGAAUGAUCCCUAAACCAAUUUUCCGCUUGAGAAGCACUAAGAAAUUUCCUUACUACUGGAGGAUUGGUCAGUUACACUGCACCUUCUAUUGAUGCAAGAUCUAGUUCAGAAUGCCUGGAAAUGUGCGAAAGUUAAGAGAUGAAGACACAAAUCCAUGUAUUGAGGAAGGUGAUGCCUCCAAGAAGUGCCUAGAAGCAAAUAACUACAACAAGAAUAUGUGCAGCUAUUACUUUCUGAGAUACAAGAUGUGUAGGAAAUUCUGGAAUGAUGUAACAGUGCAAAGAAGAAGGAGUGGUGUUAAACCUGAAAUGCCAACUGCCAAGGAAAGAAAAGAGAUUUUAGAAGACUAUCAAGAGAAGCCCUACUGAUUAUCCUGAAAAAUCAAUAAAUGUGAAUUAAAAACCAGA